Messenger RNA from Ostrea edulis (European flat oyster), 3894 nucleotides. Its product is annotated as adenosine 3'-phospho 5'-phosphosulfate transporter 1-like. Gene Ontology annotation, cellular component: endoplasmic reticulum membrane; Golgi membrane. The transcript has 3 exons. Lineage: Eukaryota; Metazoa; Mollusca; Bivalvia; Ostreida; Ostreidae. Gene Ontology annotation, biological process: transmembrane transport. Bases 115 to 1452 code for a protein of 445 amino acids. Gene Ontology annotation, molecular function: 3'-phosphoadenosine 5'-phosphosulfate transmembrane transporter activity. The record is from RefSeq and is a predicted model, not a curated record.
UUGCACUCUUAUAUCACAAUUGCUGUGUAACAGGUUGGCCAUGUGGAGAGAUCUGUACUUGGCGAGUGUUGCCAUAUGGCAUGUAGAAAAAUAACUUUUUCUUGAAAUAUUAGAAUGAAAUCGAGCCAUCGCAGGAUUGCUGUAAUGGCAGGACUCUGGGGUGUCAGUUUAUUAGCUGUGAACUUCAUUGUACCCUGUGUGCUAGGAACUGAGUCUCCAACUGGGGUGGGGAACAACCUUAUAGACUUCUGGAUCAUUCGUUUGGCUAUCAAUCUCCUGGGAUACGCCACUGUGUUUGUACCAGGGGCGAUCAUAAUAAAUUACCUGAGAAAAAUUAAAUACAGUGAAACAACAGGUCAAGGUGUGAUACAAGAAUUCUUGAAACAAUUGGCGUUUGGUAAGGAGGCUACUCUACCCGUUACACAGGAAGAGGAUCAUGGGAAGGGCAGUGAUUCUGCCGAGGACUCUUCAGUACAACGGGGUCUUACAUUACUAUUUUGUGUAGCUGGACUGCAGGGAUCAUACUUAACAUGGGGAGUUCUUCAAGAGAAAAUCAUGACAUCAGAAUAUGGACGCACAGAUCAUACUCAAGGAGAAUACUUUAAAAACUCACAAUUUUUAGUAUUUAUCAACAGAAUUUUAGCUUUUCUCAUUGGUGUAGUUGUGUUAAUUGUAAGGCCUCAGCCUACACAUACAACACCUCUGUAUAAAUACUCAUUCAGUUCCUUCUCCAACAUAAUGAGCAGCUGGUGCCAAUAUGAAGCCCUCAAGUUUGUUAGCUUUCCUUCACAAGUAAUGGCUAAAGCAUCCAAAGUAAUCCCAGUGAUGCUUAUGGGCAAAGUUGUAUCUCGGAAGAAGUACGAAUACCAUGAGUACUUGACUGCGGGACUGAUCUCUGUGGGAGUGAGUCUGUUUUUACUGACAAGUGGAGAUGCAACACGACACACAGGAGGGGUGACCACAAUGUCGGGAGUCAUCUUACUCAUUGGUUACAUGGCUUUUGACAGUUUCACUUCUAACUGGCAAGGAGAACUCUUUAAACGCCAUAAAGUCUCCUCUAUACAAAUGAUGACAGGAGUGAAUCUCUUUUCUUGUCUUCUCACUGGUGUAUCUUUAAUAGAACAAGGAGGUUUCUUUGAUUCACUAGCAUUUAUGACAAAACAUCCUGAUUUUAUAUCCCAUGCCAUAGUUCUAAGCUUUUGCUCUGCUGGUGGCCAACUGUUCAUUUUUUACACUAUUGCAAAGUUUGGACCUGUCACCUUUACCAUCAUUAUGACCAUCAGACAAGGAUUGGCUAUUUUGCUGUCGUGCAUUAUAUAUGGCCACCCAGUAACUAUGAUUGGGAUUUUAGGCAUUCUUUCAGUUUUUCUGGCUUUGUUUCUACGCAUAUAUGCCAAUCAGAGGAAACGUACUCUACAGAGUCAACCAGCUAAUAGUGUCUCCAAAGUCUGAUGAACUACAGAAUUAUAUCUAGUUUUUAGCUCACCAGAGCAGAAAGCUCAAAGAAGCUUUUCUUGAUCAAAAUAUGUUCAUUGUCUGUUUGUGUUCAUUUUCAUCUUCUCCAGCAACAUUGGGCCUAUUUCAAUACAACUUGGCACAAAUCAUCUUUGUUUUAAGAGGAUACAAGUUUGUCCCAUUCAAAGGGAGUAUAAUCAAGUAAAGGAAAAAUAGGGUGGGGCCAUUUAGAAAUUUUCUCAAGAACCAUGGGGCCAAGAAAAGUUUAAAUUUACAUGAAAGUUUCCUAAUAUAGUAUAGAUAAUUUUUUUUCUUCAAAUCAUGGCCCCUAGGGGUAUGGUGCCCCCCCCCCCCCCCCCCCCCCCCUCAAAGUUUUACAUGGGAAUUUAUAGGGAUAAUGUUUUGAAAUCUUGCUCUCAAGAACAACAGGAUCAUGAUUACUCAUAUCAAAUUAAAUAUGCAAGCAUCCCCAAGUAGUUCAGAUUCAAAUUUGGUCCAAUUAUGUCCCCUGGGGGUUGGGAUCAAAGUUUUAUAUGUGAAUAUACAGGGAAACAUCUGUGGUGUAGAUCAAAUUUGGAUUCCAAAAAAAUCUAAAGAACUUUUAGUAAACUUGAAAUUGCAAAACUUUUCUCAAAUCAACAACAUCAAAACGUAUGACUUUUCAACAAGUCAUAUGCAAGCAUAUGACUUUGAGUGUUGAAAAGUCAUACGUUUUGAUGUUGUUGAUUUGAGAAAAGUUUUCCAAUUUCAAGUUUACUAAAAGUUCUUUAGAUUUUUUUGGAAUCCAAAUUUGAUUUACAAAUCAUGACCAUUCCUCACGAUGAAUUAAAGACUAGACUUUUUGACAUCAUAGACAGUUGCUUCUUCAACAAAAAUGGAAAACAGAAAUAUUCCUAUCUAGUGAUUAGUCAUUGAAAAAAUUCCUUUCUUAUACGCCACUCUGAUUCCACGCACAAGUACUCUGGAGUUGAAAUAAAAUAUAUGCUGGAGUUUCUCAUUGACAAUAUCUUCGUGGUCUUUGGUGAUCAAGUCUUCCAACAGUCUGUUAGGGAAUGCCCAUGGGCACGAAUUGUGCUCCUUUGUUAGUUGACCUGUUUUUAUAUUCCUAUGAAAAAUGAGAUUUCAUAUUUUGCAUAGAUUCCUUAAUGGCAAGAAAUUUAAAAGUUUUUCACCGUUUGACCUUGGAGUUUGCCCUACUUAAAACCUAGCCUUGACAAUAUCUCCUGAACUGAUACGAAUGACAAAAUAACAACUCAACUUUAUGACAAAUGGCAUGAUUUCAGCUUCUCCAUCGUCAGCUUUCCAUGUUUAUGUAGCAAUAUUCCAUUAUCACCUGCAUCUCUCAACCGAUUCGAUACGCAAGAGCUUGUUCUGCGUGUGGUCAGUUUUUAAAUCGAGGCAGCUAGGCUACUGACGAAUAAGUUGAUGGUGCAGGGGUUUCAACAGUCUCAAUUGAAGUCAGCAUUUAGCAAAUUCUAUGGUCGUUAUAAUGAUAUAGUUUGCCAAUACAACCCAUCAUUGGGUCAAAUGCUGUCUGACAUGUUUCAUACCGAUUGUUAGACAGUUCUUAGCACACUGAUUUUGACUACAGAUAACUCCGUUUACCUGAUCCAGAUGUAGGGCUCACGGUGGGUGUGACCGAUCGACAGGGGAUGCUUACUCCUCCUAGGCACCUGAUCCCACAUCUUGUGCAUCCAGGGGUCCGUGUUUGUCCAAUUCUCUAUUUUGUAUUGCUUAUAGGAGUUAUGAAAUUGAUCACUGUUUGUUAUCUUUACCUUUCUGUAUAAGGUAGUGCUUUCACAUUUUGUAUAUAGAUUCCUUAUGGCGAGAAAUUUUAUUUGAUGCUACGAUGUUUGAGUUUUUGUCACCUUGCCCAUGUAGUAUGACCCAAAUUUUACAAAUUUAACUGAAAUGUUAACCUUGUUCAUAACUUAAUGAUAAUUGAUAUAUCCUUCAUAUUUCCUUGGGACAGGGCCUUUAUUUUGGUACUAAAGUUUUAGACUUUGUAACCUUGACCUUGGAUUUUGACCUCCUUUUAAGAAAGUAAACCUAGGCAGUAUCUCUGAACUGUAUAAGGUAGGGCUUUCAUAUUUCAUAUAGAUUCCUCAUGGUAAGACCUUACCUUUCAUGAUACCAUGAUUUUUUACCUUUAACAUGAUUAUUUCUUGACCCUUUGGGAAUAAAGAUUGAAAAAAAAAAUCCAGCUAAGCCUAGAUAACUCAGGUGAGCAUUGUGAGCCAGGGGUCUUUUGGUUUUUAUAGAAUAAUUAUUAUAGAUAAUGGUUGUCAGUUUUAAAGAACAAUGUAUAUAUUAUCUCAAGAUAUACAAACUCACUUGGAUCUUUUAGCUUUUAUCUUCAUGAAUCUCAUUUGUUUUCUUACUCCUAUUUUAUAGCAUAAAUAUGUGUGCAAGUUUAUUAAAGAAAAAGAGCAAAUCCAU